Messenger RNA from Penicillium riverlandense, 768 nucleotides. RefSeq lists its product as uncharacterized. Lineage: Eukaryota; Fungi; Ascomycota; Eurotiomycetes; Eurotiales; Aspergillaceae. The record is from RefSeq and is a predicted model, not a curated record. The transcript has a single exon. Bases 1 to 768 code for a protein of 255 amino acids.
AUGGAUGGCAAUAUGGAUGGCAGUAUGGAGGGUAGUGUGGAUGGUAGCGUGGAUGGUAUCGUGGAUGGUAUCGUGGAUGGUAGCGUGGAUGGUAUCGUGGAUGGUAUCGUGGAUGGUAGCUUGGAUGGCGUGGAUGGCAGUAUGGAUGGUAGCGUGGAUGGUAGCGGGGAUGGCAGUAUGGAUGGUAGCGGGGAUGGUAGCGUGGAUGGUAGCGUGGAUGGUAGCGGGGAUGGCAGUAUGGAUGGUAGCGGGGAUGGUAGCGUGGAUGGCAGUAUGGAUGGCAGUAUGGGUGACAGUGUGGAUGGCAGUAUGGAUGGUAGCGGGGAUGGUAGCGUGGAUGGUAGCGUGGAUGGUAGCGUGGCUGGUAGCGUGGAUGGCAGUAUGGAUGGCAGUAUGGGUGGCAGUGUGGAUGGUAGCGUGGAUGACAGCGUGUGUGGCCGUAUGGAUGGCAGUAUGGAUGGUAGCGUGGAUCACAGCGUGGAUGGCCGUAUGGAUGGCAGGAUGGAUGGUAGCGUGGAUGGUAGCGUGGAUGGCAGGAUGGAGGGUAGCUUGGAUGGCAGGAUGGGGGAUGGCAGGAGCUUCUCACGUGAUAUAGACGCGUUCCACGAGAGAGAGUAUCUGAACCGAAAUUACGCAUCCUAUCAACCGAGCCUCGAUCGUUCUAUAAGAUCUGCGUAUUAUGAGUGUUAUGACCAUCCCGAUGACAAUGCAGACCGAGUCGAGACCCUCUGUGAUGUCCAGGAAGGUUACAUCGGAAUAGCUAUAUAA